Molecule: messenger RNA, 1425 nt
Organism: Dothidotthia symphoricarpi CBS 119687
Lineage: Eukaryota; Fungi; Ascomycota; Dothideomycetes; Pleosporales; Dothidotthiaceae
Exons: 4
Coding region: 1-1425 (474 amino acids)
Biological process (GO): mitochondrial tRNA threonylcarbamoyladenosine modification
Cellular component (GO): mitochondrion
Source: RefSeq, a predicted model, not a curated record
AUGGCCGACGCUGGACCAGUGCACGUCAUAGCCAGCCAGGGUCUCGUCUCGUGUUUUCGCUCCACCAACGCGCGCCAUGUCCACACAGUCCCCGCCAUGUCCAGGCAGAGCCUCCGCCGGCUGGUGACGCUCGCCAUCGAGACGUCUUGCGACGACACGUCCGUCGCCGUCCUGGAGAAGGGUGUCCAGCACGGCCACACGGUCGCCACGCUGCACUUCCACGCCAAGGUCACGUCCAACAACACUGCGCACCAGGGCGUCCAUCCCCUCGUGUCUCUGCAGUCGCACCAGGAGAACCUGGCGAACCUCGUCAGCCAGGCAAUCAGGCACCUCCCGCGGGACCAUGCCGCCACACCCGGCCUGCCCGACUGUGUCUCGGUGACGCGCGGGCCGGGCAUGCGCUCGAACCUGUUCACCGGGCUCGACACAGCCAAGGGACUCGCAGUGGCCUGGCAGAGGCCUCUUGUGGGCGUCCAUCACAUGCAAGCCCACGCCCUGACACCACGUCUAGUCGAUGCCCUAUCUCCCACAUUGCAUCGUCGCCACAGACGUUCACAUGCAGAGUCGCAGACGGCUGCUCUAGCUCCCGACUACCCCUUCCUUUCGGUGCUGGCGUCUGGCGGACACACCAUGGUCAUCGCCUCUCAUCGCCUCACCGAGCACAAGCUUCUGGGCGUGUCGAACGACAUUGCCGUGGGCGAGUGCCUUGACAAAGUUGCACGUGCUGUCCUGCCUCCGAAAGUGCUACAGACAGCAAAGAGUACAAUGUACGGGGCGCUGUUAGAAGAGUUUGCAUUCGAGGAAGGUACUACGGAAGCAGCACAAGACGAACCGCCGUCGCCGUCCAACACAUAUGGCUGUUCUGCCCAGCAAUACCUUGCGGCGUUCGGGCAUCGAUACCCAUGGUACCAGCUCCCCGAGAACCACGAAGUAGCUGUCAAGAGGAGCAAAACCAAGUGGGGAUGGGGUUUCAAUCAGCCACUCACAAAAUCUGGUGGCGGAACCAAGAUGGGCAGCAUGGAGAUGAGUUUCUCGGGCUUGCUGACCGCCGUCGAGCGCGCCGUGUGGUACCAUACAGAUCCGUCUACCAACAAGCAGACCAACAUUGAACGGUCAAUCACUGAUGUCAGUGACGAGGAAAGAAUAUGCAUGGCUAGGGAAGCUAUGCGUGCAGCAUUUGAACACAUAGCUUCUCGGUCGUCGUGGCGGGUGGCGUUGCUGCCAACUCAUUUCUCAGACACAUCUCGUGGCUGCGCUGACGUGCAGCUGUACUUCCCGCCUCCUGAGUUCUGCACUGACAACGCAGCGAUGAUCGGCUGGGCUGGGCUUGAGAUGUUCGAGGCUGGACAUACUGAUCCUCUCAGCAUCCGCGCCAUACGCAAGUGGCCUCUUGACCGAAUACUAGAUGCACCCAAGGAUACCUGA